GGAAAUUAUUCUUUGAGGAUCAACUUGGAAGACUUUGAUGGUCACCAGCGUGUCGCUGAAUAUACCAGCUUCAAAGUAGCAGAUGAAAAAUGUAUGCAGGUACAGCUGGAGAUGCCUUGUCUGGAAGUCAUCAGGUUGGCGUGUCGGGGUGGGCCAGCCAUCAGGGCAUGAGGUUCAGCACCUACGACCAGGACAACGACAACUACAAAGGCAACUGUGCACAAGAAGACAAAGGAGGCUGGUGGUUCAACAAAUGCCACUCUGCCCAUCUCAAUGGCUUGUACUACCCCAGUGGGUACUACAGUGCUGCAACUGACGACGGGGUUGUUUGGUUUACUUGGAAAGGGUGGUGGUAUUCAUUGAAGACAAGCAUCAUGAAGCUGAGACGCAGUGACUUUAAUCAUGACCCCAAUGCAGUUCCUCUAUCCUAGUUUGAACCUUUUUCCCAUGAGGAAGAAACCGUUCAGCCCCGUGACUUGUUAAGGUAGUCGUUGGUGUGAUGUAACUCUGUUACACAAUGACAAAAACUCAACCUAAUUUGUCUUAAAUUUGAUAAAGUAGACUUUAUCUUGUGGGAACAAAGGGAUGGACUCAAUAAGGAUGCAGAUUGCUUUUUUUUCUGAUUGUUAUUCAUAGUGUUGACUGUCCUUAUGUAGGGAGGAUACAGGUAUACAUAUAUUUGGCUUUAAAUAAAAAAAGAAUGAAGCAUCA
Molecule: messenger RNA, 711 nt
Organism: Oryzias latipes (Japanese medaka)
Lineage: Eukaryota; Metazoa; Chordata; Actinopteri; Beloniformes; Adrianichthyidae
Source: RefSeq, a predicted model, not a curated record